Molecule: messenger RNA, 1104 nt
Organism: Balaenoptera acutorostrata (minke whale)
Lineage: Eukaryota; Metazoa; Chordata; Mammalia; Artiodactyla; Balaenopteridae
Product: left-right determination factor 2-like
Exons: 4
Coding region: 1-1104 (367 amino acids)
Biological process (GO): BMP signaling pathway; SMAD protein signal transduction
Cellular component (GO): extracellular region
Molecular function (GO): growth factor activity; transforming growth factor beta receptor binding; cytokine activity
Source: RefSeq, a predicted model, not a curated record
AUGCGGCCCCUCUGGCUCUGCUGGGCGCUCUGGGCGCUGCCCCUGGCCGGCCCCGGGGCGGCCCUGACCGAGGAGCGGGUCCUGGGCCGCCUGCUGCGGCAGCUGCGCCUCAGCGAGGCUCCCGUCCUGGACGAGGCCGAUGUGGAGAGGCUGGUCAUCCCUGCCCACGUGAGGGCCCAGUACGUGGCCCUGCUGCAGCGCAGUCACGGGGCCCGCUCCCGGGGGAAGAGGUUCAGCCAGAACUUCCGAGAGGUGGCCGGCAGGUUCCUGGUGUCCGAGGUCUCCUCGCACCUGCUGGUGUUCCACAUGGAGCAGCGGCUGCCGCCCCACAGCGAGCUGGUGCAGGCCGUGCUGCGCCUCUUCCAGGAGCCGGUCCCCAAGGCCGCGUUCCGCAGCCACGAGCGGCUCUUCCCGCGCAGCGACCGCGCCCGGGUCACCGUCCAGUGGCUGCACGUCCGCGACGACGGUUCCAACCGCACCUCCCUCAUCGACUCCAGGCUGGUGUCCGUCCACGAGAGCGGCUGGAAGGCCUUGGACGUGACGGAUGCCGUGAACUUCUGGCAGCAGCUGCGCCGGCCCCGGCAGCCGCUGCUGCUGCAGGUGUCGGUGCAGCGGGAGCACCUGGGCCCGCUGGCCUCCAGUGCCCACAGGCUGGUCCGCUUCGCCUCGCAGGGGCCGUCGGGCACCGGGCAGCGGGAGCCCCAGCUAGAGCUGCACACCCUGGACCUCAGGGAUUACGGAGCUCAGGGAAACUGUGAUCCUAAGGCACCAGUGACCGAGGGCACCCGCUGCUGCCGCCGGGAGGUGUACAUUGACCUGCAGGGGAUGAAGUGGGCUGAGAACUGGGUCCUGGAGCCCCCAGGCUUCCUGGUCUAUGAGUGUGUGGGCACCUGCCAGCAGCCCCCAGAGCCCCUGACCUUCAAGUGGCCAUUUUUGGGGCCUCGACAGUGCAUCGCCUCAGAGACGACCUCGCUGCCCAUGAUUGUCAGCAUCCCGGAGGGAGGCAAGCCCAGGACCCAGGUGGUCAGCUUGCCCAACAUGAGGGUGCAGAAGUGCAGCUGUGCCUGGGACGGGGUGCCUGUACCAAGGAAGCUGGAGCCGUAG